AUGGAAACGGAUGAUCACGACGACGGUGGUGUUUUAGUUCCGCCGUCGAAUUUCUCGAUGGUUGAAGACGGGAUUUACCGAUCUGGGUUUCCUCAACCCGAGAAUUUCAGUUACCUCACGACCCUAAAUCUCCGUUCCAUCAUCUAUCUGUGUCCUGAACCAUACCCAGAGGAGAAUCUGAGGUAUCUUGAGGCCAACAACAUUAAGCUUUUCCAAUUUGGAAUCGAAGGCAAAACGGAUCCAAUGCCAAAAGAUACAGUUUUGGAUGCUCUCAAAGUCUUGGUUGAUGUAAGAAACCAUCCGAUUCUCAUACAUUGCAAACGCGGGAAGCAUAGGACAGGUUGUUUAGUGGGAUGCUUGAGAAAAGUUCAGAGCUGGUGCUUGUCAUCGGUGCUCGAGGAGUACCAGAAGAACGCAGGUGUGAAGUGGAGGCAAAGGGACUUGAAGUUCAUCGAGACAUUUGACAUAGUGAGCUUGAGGCAGUGUCUCUUGAGCAUUAUGUAUCGCUAUCACGGUUAUGGCUUCAAGAGGAAAAGGCUCGUCUUUGAAGAAGAAAAUGUCCAGAAACCGCAGGCUGCUAAAGUUUGA
Messenger RNA from Microthlaspi erraticum, 588 nucleotides. The record is from the annotation of a GenBank genome assembly. Lineage: Eukaryota; Viridiplantae; Streptophyta; Magnoliopsida; Brassicales; Brassicaceae.